AAUAGAUAACCCAUCACAAGUGUCAUUAUCGUCUAACAACACAACAUGCACAUACAUGUGCGCGCUCUUGACACCUGUUAACUCUCGUUCCGCGGGCUUUUGAUAUGUGCCAUUGUUGUGACUCGCACUACGUGGACUACCUCAAAACUCUGACGCCAGGUCGCCAUGGAAACUGCUUUAAGCUCCGGGCUCUGAGAGAGCAGAAGGUGUGGGAUAUUUAAGAGUUUCAGAACCACGAUCUGCCUGAACAGCGACCGCGCUCCUGCAGCUCUCCCCAGCUUUGGAAUUCAGCCUAAUGAACCAUAAACGACUGACCCGAUGACAAAAUCACUGUCGGAUUAACCCUGGAAAUCAACAUUGACGUGCCGCCACUCUAACGUUUCUGCACAUCGAGUGAUCUAGUGAACCUGAUAGAGAUGGAAGAUGACCGCCGGUUUCACAAACUGACACAAGAGCAGGUGGAGACUUUGGACCAAGUUCUUACAGAGGUCAUUCCCAUUCAUGGCAGGGGCAAUUUUCCAACCCUUGAAAUUAAGCCUAAAGACAUAAUCCAUGUGGUCAGAGACAGACUGAUUUUGAAGAAAAUCAAGGUGAGAGAUGUCCGUCUCAAUGGCUCUACAGCCAGUCAUGUGCUGGUCAAAGAGAAUGGCACCAGCUAUAAAGACUUGGAUAUCAUCUUUGGUGUGGAGCUUCCCAAACCAGAGGACUUCCAGAUUAUCAAAGAGGUGGUUUUGGGCUGUCUGCUGGACUUUCUACCUAAAGGAGUCAACAAAGAUAAAAUCACAGCUCUCACCAUGAAAGAGGCAUAUGUACAAAAAAUGGUCAAGGUGUUCACUGAGCAUGACCGUUGGAGCCUUAUCUCCCUCUCAAAUAAUAGCGGGAAGAACGUAGAGCUCAAGUUUGUCAGCUCUCUACGACGACAGUUUGAAUUCAGUGUGGACUCCUUUCAGAUUAUCUUGGACAGCAUGCUACAAUCUUACUUGGAUGCUGAAAGGAGGAAGGUUGUAGAAGGGCAAGAGGGCCAGGAUUCUUCUUCAGCUCAAACAAAAGGGAUUCAGUCAGCCCUAAUGGAUGAACCAUUCCUCAGCUCUUGUGACACAGGACAUCACCAGGAAAGUGACACUGACGUAUGCUGCAAAACUGAUGAUAUGCAGACUUUCUAUGACUCUCAGUGUUAUUGUAAAAUCAGUCAGAAAGAACAGUCUAAAUAUUCAGAACAAGAACCAACUCUUGAAAUAGACAAAGAUGUUGAAACAGAAAUGGUUGAAACUACAACUAUGCCUGUACCUAUGGAGCAAGUAUCAGAACACCCUGUAACGUUGGAUGUGGAGGAAAAGAAUGAACCUCAUGAAAAUGUGUCUUUGCAUACGGAGACGCUGUUAGAGGAAAAUUCAAAUGAAACAGGUAUUGACUCAGGAGGGGGAAAUGAACUGGUAGUGCUAAAAACCAUGUCUGUUAAGCAAACAAAUCCCCCAGUUAAAACAUAUAUUAGUGAAAUGGAUUCUGACAUGUUAGAAGACAAAGAGGCAGUUAAUUCCAAACCAUGGCUAGAAAUGGUACAUACUGACUUCUCUUGUCUUUCAACAAAAGGGACCUUUGGUGAGCGAUGCACAUUCCAACCUGCUCCCAUUACAUUUCUUACACAAGCAGCACUAGAAUCAUAUGCUGAGUAUCCUCUGCCACCCCCUGCCAAGAAAAACAGCCAAAAUUCACAAAUGGUUGUUCUCAAGCAUUCCUCACCCAAACCUCCUCGUAAAAUGUCCAAAAAGACAACUCCUGUGCCAUGUUCACCAGAAAAAUCUGUGUCAAAUAAUUUGGAUGUUAAUACUUGUCAGGUUUUGCAUCCACCUAAAGCUUACCCAAACGAUUCAUUACCUAUGCAGGUUAAAUUGUCAGGUCUUACCACAAAAAGCUUUGAAUUAUCCAGUGCCUCAGAAAAAAACUCUAAAGAGUCAAAAGAACUAGACACUUGUACUGGAGCUUUUACUGUUGCUGCUCCAGAGAGUGGUAUGCAUUCAGAAGAGACACUGUACAUGAGUCUGUUACCAGAGGAAAGCCUUCAAAGUCGAGUGCAAAGCUCAGAACCAGAAACUGGUGAAGCUACGCAUGUCAAUAUUGUCAUCCCUACAUCCAAUCCCAGUAAUCUCCCCAAAGAUCAAAACAGGAUAAACCAGCCUUUUACCAGCGUUCAGACAGCACAGUGUCAGGCAAUGGUACCUCUCAUUAAUGUGAAUUCUGAGCCUUUACUUCAGGCAAAUGACAAUUAUCACCUCAACUCAGCCUCUCCCAAAAAGGAAGACACUGAGACUUGUGCCCAAGUUGAUGACCCCACAUCACCAAAAUAUCUUACUCCACCCUCAGACACUAAGUCAGUCACUAAGGCAACAAUUUCUGCUUCUCAAAAAUUGAAACCACUGUCUGCAGACCAUACUAUUGAUUCACAAGUGGUAGAGACCGAUUCUUCGUGCUCUGAAAAUGUUAUAUCACCUCAAAUUCACAACUACCCCGCGUCCACUCUGCAGACUCAGGAACUUCUUGUGGCAAGUCCACAGACUAAAGAACCUCCAGAACUAUUAUCAUGCGUAUUAGAACCACUUGUCUCUUUACCAGAGGUUCAAAGCCUCACUGUAUCAGCACCACAUUUUUCAAAGUCACUAGAACCUUCCAUAUCCUCAACAGUAACAGAGACUCCUAGAAUCUCAGAACCUCUUUUAGAACCAUCAGUUAUAUCUCUGCAUGUCAUAGAGCCCUCUAAAGUAUUCUUUGAAGUUCUAGAAUCCUCUAAUGUACUUUCACAGGUUUUGAAACCCUCAGCAGUAUCAAUGUCACAUACAUUAGAAACGUCUAUGUCCUCAGUAAGUGAAGCGGUGCUGUCCAAGAUAUCAGAUCCAUCAGCUUCAGACAUUAACAAGCCCAUACUCCCUUCCAAAGAGCUGCCUUGUAUUACAGUGAUGGCUGAGAGCAUGUAUGGUGACUUUGAGCAGGCUAUGGAUCAUCUACGUUACCGGCUAAUAGCAACACGCAACCCUGAAGAGAUCAGGGGUGGAGGCCUGCUCAAAUACAGUAAUCUUCUUGUCCGGGACUUUAAACCUGCCUGUGAAACUGAAAUUAAGACACUUGAGCGCUACAUGUGUUCACGUUUUUUUAUUGACUUCCCUGAUGUGAACGAGCAGCAGCGCAAGAUUGAAUCAUAUCUGCGCAACCAUUUUAUUGGAGAAGAGAAAAGCAAAUAUGAUUACUUGAUGACACUUCGGAGAGUUGUCAAUGAGAGCACUGUGUGCUUGAUGGGGCAUGAGCGCCGUCAGACUCUCAAUAUGAUUACCAUUCUAGCUCUCAAAGUCCUGGGUGAGCAGAAUAUCAUUCCUAAUGCCAAUAAUGUUACCUGCUACUACCAGCCUGCACCAUACAUGACAGAACACAACUUCAGUAACUAUUACAUUUCAAAUGGCCAGUCCCCACUUAUAUACCACCCCUACCCACUACACAUACACAUGCAGACUGGACUAGUUUAGGCUUAGGUACGUAACAUAGUAAGACACACAGGGAAAUCCUUGAGUCAUGCAACCUAAAAUUUCCACUACAAACGAUCUACCCUUGAACUUGGGUCCCAACACUUAACUGAACAAAACUGUUUGAGUACCUAAGUGUUGGACAACGGAAUGUCUCAAUUAAGAACUGAUGAUGGUAUUGACUAUCAGUGAGAAUUAUACAUAAAAACAUUGGAGCCAUUGCACUAGCAAUAUGAAGGUUAAAACAUGUCACAUGCAUUUAAUUGAAUAUGACAAUGACAAGAUAAAUGGUUUAAAAACAGGAAGACAGAAAAGACGGCAAUAUAUAGUGACUAUAAAAAUUAGAAGAAAAAAAAACUUGACUGCUCUUCUCUUAUCAGAGGUAGCUGAAAAGUCUUGUUUUAACACAGAAACAAACAAAAAACACUGUAAAAGACCAAUGCGUUUGAUAGAAAACUAUUUUCAAUAAUUUAAUGCUUUAUUGGCAUGACAAAAAGUGCAAGAGAAAUAAUCAGCAUGCAGUCAAUGAUUUAUUACAUCGUAAAGUACUUUUGUUGUCUGAAACAAUUAAACUAAUUGAUCCUGCUAAGUUCAGUGUUUCAUUCUUUUUUUUUUUCUGAUUUCUUUUUAUAUUAAGUAUUUUAUAUGUUGUGAUAUUUCUUAUUACAUCUACUGGAUGUCUGCUUUUUCAUUUAUCAUAUAUACUUAUUAGUAGAUUAUGAAUGAUGUAUUCCAGGGGUGUCCAGUCCUGCUCCCGGGGGCCACUUUCCUGCAGCGUUUAGCUCCAACACACCUGCUUGAAAGCUUCCAGUGAUCCUAAAGUCCUUGAUUAAAGUUUCAGUUGUGUUUAAUUAGACUAGAGCUAAACUCUCCUGGAAGGUGGCCCUCCAGGAGUAAGAUUGGAAACUCCUAUGUAUUCAAUAUUUCACCAGGAUUGUAUGUCUUCAGAAUUUAAAAAAGUGCUCCAUUCCUUCUCAUUACUCUGCAUUACUAUGACUAAAUAAGAGAUUUUUCAGGAAAAAAGUUUCUCUGCCCAAUGUCUGCAUUUCAUCUUUUCUAAUGUUUGCAGUGCAGUGAUCUUCACAAUUUUUGUUUGUUUGUUUGACCAAAAUAUAAAAUAUGAUUUGGAAUGAACUGAAUUGAUGGGGGAAAAAAAAAAAAAAACUCAAAUUUAAGAGCGUGAGAUGCAAAUGUUACUUCCAAACUUUGACAAGUACAAAAAAGAAAACAAAUCAACCAACCAAAAAAAAAAAAAAAAAAGUUUGCUGGUGUCUUUUGUGUAUCUAUGGCACACAAUGUUGAUUUUACAUGGGAGUAACAAGCAGUUUUCUUCAGUUUUCUUUCCUAUAUAAUGUAAAUGUAGCCUCAAAAGAAUCCAUGCGAGGACAUUAAAUGAUGUUAUGUAAUAUUUCUUUGUAUUUAACAGAACCAUCAGUGGUGCUUAAGACUUAAAUACAUUUCCACUCUUUUUUACAUCUUUGUGACAAAAAUGGAUAUAUUUUUCCAAGAAUUUAUGUGUAGUACUGUAUUAGAGCAUACAUGAAAGAUUGCACCAGCCAUACACACAGUAUACACAAUUACAGAAAAACAGAAACAAAAACUAUAAAGUCAGGACCAAAAGUAUAAAAGUGUAUAUUGUGGGGCAUCAGUAUGACAUGAAAACUGCUGAACUAUUGUCUUCAGAUGAGUGAUUAUUAUAGCAAAAUUUAUUAAAGAGAUUUGCCUAAGUAAUUCAUUUUUCAGAAGCAAGAGAAAAUAUAAACAACUUGUAUGACAUGUUGGCUUUACUGAAAUUGUAUAAAGAAAUGUUAUUUUUUAGGUUAAAUUGAAAAUAUAGUAAAAAGUGUUAGCAAACAUUUGACCUUGACCUUAUAAUGCAGAAGUUACAGAGAUCUCAUCAUUGGUAUAGCUAUUCAAACUUGUGGAGUUACUUUUUCCUGUGCAGACCUACAGUUUUGUAAAGUAUUGGCUUAACUGUAUGAUAAUUUCUAGUCUAGCAUUCUGUUUUACCUUUAUGUAAUUGUCUACCUAUGAAAUGCAGCCAAAACCAGUAGUAACACUGUGGUUAGAAAUAGAUUUAGAUUGAAAUUGUUUACCAAGAUGAUGUACACCUAUCAUGAAGUCCUUAAAACCGUUUAUAUGACCAAAAUUAUUUUUGCAGAAAAACAUUAGUGCCUAAAUGUGCAGGAGCUGUAAAGCAGGUGACAGAAAGGACAACACUCCUGUAAAUGCAGCCGUCACUUUUUUAUUAUUAUUAUUUUCAGGUGUACAUUUUCUCCUUUUCUCAUGCUAUUUGUGUUGAUGUCAGAUGUAGUUCUUUGCUGUGGCUAGUUUUUGUUCAUGUAAUAAAAAGAAUCCAAAAAUUAUAGAUCCACUUCAUCA
This is a messenger RNA of Ctenopharyngodon idella (grass carp), 5891 nucleotides long. RefSeq lists its product as uncharacterized. The record is from RefSeq and is a predicted model, not a curated record. The transcript is spliced from 2 exons. Gene Ontology annotation, biological process: mRNA stabilization. Bases 417 to 3512 code for a protein of 1031 amino acids. Gene Ontology annotation, molecular function: RNA binding; poly(A) RNA polymerase activity. Lineage: Eukaryota; Metazoa; Chordata; Actinopteri; Cypriniformes; Xenocyprididae.